Paramormyrops kingsleyae is the source of this 3338-nucleotide messenger RNA. RefSeq names its product ankyrin repeat and SOCS box protein 2. Lineage: Eukaryota; Metazoa; Chordata; Actinopteri; Osteoglossiformes; Mormyridae. Gene Ontology annotation, biological process: intracellular signal transduction. The record is from RefSeq and is a predicted model, not a curated record. Gene Ontology annotation, molecular function: protein binding.
CAGAAGGCCUCUAAGGGCCGUCCAGAAGCAUAGUAGAGACCUUGCUGGAGUAAACAAAGCUGAAGACUUCUUAAAAAGUCACCGGUGACAAAAACAAAUAAUUUUUCAAGAAAAGUGUGAGCGACAGCAGCUGUGAUUUUGCCAAUUGCUAAUGGCUAACUGACUGGCCAGGCCUGUUAUGGAGCGACAGUCCCCACCCCUGCUAUAGCGCUGCCUUUGGAUCAUUCCGGACUACCUGGGAUGCUCUUCAGCCAAAGUGAGGACCUGAGCCGUAGACACAGCACACACCACCAUCGCCCCCACCCCAUGCAGGCUGGCGGGGUCCCCUUGUUAAACAACAGGACCAACAUCUCUUCCAGCGGGAAGAGGAGCGACAGCGGCGACGCAGAAGGUGCAGUGAGGAGCUACUCCUUUGUUACCGGCUACGGGAAGCGAUGCAUUGCAUGGAAGCGUCCGGAUGGGAGCCUCUUCGUCACUCCGGAACCCGAGGAGGCUGUGGACCCGGUUGUCAUGGCGAUCAAGGACGGCGAUGUAAAAGAGGUGCGGAGGCUCAUCGUUUCGUCCCCGAAAAGCCUCACAGAGGCCAACAGGGAGGGCUGGCUGCCUCUGCACGAGGCGGCGUAUCACGGGCAGACAGACUGCAUCCUGGUCCUGCUAAAGGCCCGGCCGGAACUGAUCGACAAGCGCACCCUCCAGGAACAGACGCCGCUCUUCUUGGCGGUGGCUGGCGAUCAUGUGACCUGUGUGCAACGGCUGCUGGAGCGCGGCGCAGACCCCGAUAUCAGUAACAAAAACAAAGAGACCCCUCUUUACAAAGCCUGCGAGCGUGAGAAUGCCAAAGUUGUGGACCUCCUCCUGAGGUUCGGUGGAGGAGUGAACCAGCGUUGCAGCCAGGGAUGGACAGCUCUCCACGAGGCGACCUGUCGCAACAGCGUCGACAUAUGCCGGAUCCUGUUGCAGGCCGGGGCCAAGGUGGGCGCCACCAACACGUAUGGGGUCACGCCUCUUUUCCUGGCGGCUCAGGGCGGGCGGCUGGAGGCCCUGGAGUUCCUCAUCCACAAUGGUGCUGACAUUAACAGCCAGGCGGGAGACGGGGCCUCAGCGCUGUACGAGGCCUGCAGGAAUGGCCACGUGGAUAUCGUGGAGCUCCUGCUGUCCCGCAAUGCGGACGCCAACCGGCCAGCCAAGGCGGGGCUGCUGCCGCUGCACGUGGCAGCCCAGCGGGGGCAUUAUGAGAUCGUGUCCCUGCUGAUCCCGGUCACCAGCCGGACCAGCGUGCGAAGCUGUGGUAUCAGCCCGCUCCACCUGGCGGCCGAGCACAACCAGGACGAGGCUCUGGAGGUGCUCAUCGAGUGCGGCUUCGACGUCAACGCCACGCUGUCCGGGGACCACUCCGGCAAGUACGAGGACCGCCGCUCCACGCCACUCUACUUCGCCGUGGCCAACGGCAACACGGAGGCGGCCGCGAUGCUGCUGGAGGCCGGCGCCGACCCCAACCUGGACGCCUUCAGCCCACUGCUAUUGGCCGCCAGGCAGGGCUGCGUCGAGACACUUGGCCUGCUAUUGGAGCACGGCGCGGACCCCGACGUCCGCAUCCCCACCCACCCCACAGCUUUCCCAGCCGCCGCAGUCUUCUGCAUGAACCAGCCCUCCCUGCUCAGAGUCCUCCUGGAUGGCGGCUGCGACGCCCAGGCCUUCUUCAGCUGCGAGUACGGCAGCGACCCACACCCUCCCCUCAAGACCAGUGGCAUCAGCAGCGGCUUCAACAGCAGGACCCUGCGCUUCAGCACCGCGGUCUUCCCCGUCAGUUCCGAGGAGGCCCCCACGGUCCCCUUGCAGUUCUGCGAGGCGAUCUCCUCUCCUGCCGUGAGCCGCUGGGCAGGGCCCAUCGUCGACCUGCUGCUGGACUACGUGGGCAGCGUGCGGCUGUGCUCCCGGCUCCUCGAGCACCUGGACAGCUUCGAGGGCUGGGCCACCAUCAAGGACAAGUCAGCAUCUCCCCGCCCACUAAUGCACCUAUGCAGACAAAGAAUUCGUGAGCAGGUGGGAGGGCGGGGGUUGAGGCGCCUGGCCACUCUGCCCCUCCCUGGAAGACUGCUCAAAUACCUGAACAACAAACAUUCUGAGGAUGGCUGCUGACAGCUGGCUGGCAAGAAUGGAUGCUGAGCUUACAAACAGGCCUUCUGUGGAUACUAAUCAGACAACUAAGUGGAAGGACACUUAGUGGAAGGACACCAGUAGUGCCUGAUUUAGAAACAAAACAAUCAGAGAAUAUUUAAUAUUCAGUUUGGAGGCCUUCAUUUACUGUACAACCCCUUAUAUGUGUCCCUGCUCUGUAUGUAUCUACUCUUUGAUUGGCUGCUGGAUUCAACUAGUUUUAAAGGAAGAUGUGUUGAGCUAUGCAGGUCAGGAUGCUUCACAGAUUAAACUAGACUCUGCGUCCGAGAAGCCAGCGUGUCCUGACCGAUAUAGAUCCUGGAGAGCCCUUGAAUCUUGCGGUGUAUAACGGUAGGCGUGCAGCUGAAGUGGUUUGUGUUUAACUGUCUACCACACGCCGGCAGCUUAACACGCAUCGCUGUCUCGAGAUUUUUCACUGUUCGUUCGCUGCGUGAAUAUUUCGUGAUCUUGUGAAUUGUAGGUGGUACUGUAUUUAAUUAGAAUGGAACGACUGAUUUCCAAAAAGCUGCAAACUGCAUGAAGUUGCCUUAUUUAUAAUGCGUGAAAAUAAUGUCAGAUGUGAGUGUGAUGUCGUCGUUUUGCACCACGAGUUUGUUUUACACGUUGAACAUUUGUUUCGAAUAAAACUGCUUUCAGUUAUACUAAUCAGUAUUAUGUAAGAAAGUCCAUUUUAUACCAAAAAGUAAAUCAAAUUCUGCAGUUUUUAAACGGGUUCUAAACAUUUUGGAAUUGCAGCGCGUUGUACUUUGGUGCCUGCUGAAAAAAUGUGUUUGAAUAUAGUGAACAUACGCAUUUAUAGGAAAUUGAAAUGAAUGUCAAUGUUUUUGCACGGUGUUUUCUUUUUGCUUGUUGUAUUAAUGUUUACGUUUCCACGUUUUUACACUGACCAUGUUAUAACGUGAAUUGCCACAUAUUUAAGGUGUGCUUUAGGGAUCCUGUUGUGUGGUGUUGACCAAAACAGAACAUAGCUGAAAAUGUGAAUCUUUUACUCUUUAUUUAAAAACGUGAGUUCCUUGAAUCAUAUCAAAUAUAUUACAAAUAGUAACGGAAAGGAACUUCAGACAAAACUGAGAUCUUCUCAGAUUUAAAUGUGAUAAAAUCGGAAUGUAUUUUAUUCAGUACGAGCCCUGAAAUGUAAUAAAUUUACCAUUAAUUUGAAA